This is a messenger RNA of Aegilops tauschii subsp. strangulata, 1441 nucleotides long. Its product is annotated as probable carboxylesterase 18. NCBI's taxonomy places the organism in Eukaryota, Viridiplantae, Streptophyta, Magnoliopsida, Poales, Poaceae. The record is from RefSeq and is a predicted model, not a curated record. Gene Ontology annotation, molecular function: hydrolase activity.
GUUAUUCUUAAUAUCUUUUGAUCCGCCGUAUACAAUUGCAAGCUCAGACUGCGUGUCACUCUCGAACAAAUAAUUUCUCCAUUCUCUCGUGUGCCAUGCACUGCUUCUGUCACAGUCUCAACAGCCAGAUUGACAACCAAUUAUUAGCUUGCAAUGCAUUUUCGAGUGCAUAUAAACGGGAGUAGUACUCGGCAACUCGCAGCGCUAGGCUACUUCAGUUCAGUCUGCCACACAAUUUAACACCGGAGGAGUGAGACAUGGAGGCCACGACGAAGAACCAAGAAACGGCCGCCGGCGACAAGCCCGCGCCGCCGGUGCUGCCGUGGUCGGUGAGGCUCCAGCUGUUCGCGCUCGUCACCGCCAACGACAUCGCGCAGCGCCGCGACGGGACCGUCAACCGCUUCCUCUUCUCCUUCGGCGACCGGCAGUCGCCCGCGAGGCCGCGCCCGGACGCGCACGGCGUCCGCUCCGCCGACGUCACCGUCGACGCCUCCCGGAACCUCUGGGCGCGCGUCUACUCCCCCGCAGCGGAGGCGACCCCACUCCCCGUCCUCGUCUACUUCCACGGCGGCGGCUUCACGCUGCUCUCCGCGGCCUCCACGCCCAUCGACGGCAUGUGCCGCCGCUUCUGCCGCGAGCUGGGCGCCGUGGUCGUCUCCGUCAACUACCGCCUCGCGCCCGAGCACCGCCACCCGGCCGCCUACGACGACUGCGUGGACGUGCUCCGCUACCUCGGCGCCGCCGGCCUCCCCGCGGACGUCUCCGUCCCGGUCGACCUCUCCCGCUGCUUCCUCGGCGGGGACAGCGCGGGGGGCAACAUCGUCCACCACGUCGCCCAGCGGUGGACGGACGCGGCUCCCUCCGACAGCCCCGUCCGCCUCGCCGGCAUCGUCCUCCUGCAGCCGUACUUCGGCGGCGAGGAGCGCACGGAGGCGGAGCUGAGGCUGGAGGGCGUGGCGCCGGUGGUGAACAUGCGGCGCUCCGACUGGGCGUGGAGGGCGUUCCUGCCGGAGGGGGCGGACCGGAACCACCCGGCGGCGCACGUGACGGGCGAGGCGGGCCCGGAGCCCGAGCUGGCGGAGGCGUUCCCGCCGGCGAUGGUGGCCGUCGGCGGGCUGGACCCGCUGCAGGAUUGGCAGCGGCGGUACGGCGCCAUGCUGCGGCGGAAGGGGAAGGCGGUCAAGGUACUCGAGUUCCCGGACGCCAUCCACGCCUUCUACUGUUUCCCCGAGCUCCCCGACUCCGGCAGGCUCGUGGAGGAGAUCAGGGCGUUCAUCGGGACCAACGCGCCCACUCAUCACCCCGAUGCUUGAGAAGAUCGAGCUCCAGCUCGUGUGCGUGGUAACUACUAGCGAUCUGCGUGAUGCGAGUGGGAUGAUGCGAACAUAAUUUGUUUGUGGAACCGGUGUGCUACCAUAGUGAUCUAUUGCGUUUUGGAUAA